Molecule: messenger RNA, 4097 nt
Organism: Oxyura jamaicensis (ruddy duck)
Lineage: Eukaryota; Metazoa; Chordata; Aves; Anseriformes; Anatidae
Gene: LRFN2
Product: leucine rich repeat and fibronectin type III domain containing 2
Exons: 6
Coding region: 664-2955 (763 amino acids)
Cellular component (GO): postsynaptic density membrane; cell surface
Molecular function (GO): protein binding
Source: RefSeq, a predicted model, not a curated record
CUCUAGCCAUUGGGUCUCAGCAUGCAGUGAGUAGCUGGUGUCAUGGUUCAGCAGGAUGUCAGUGGCCUGGGACUGUUCUGCAUGACUUUUGCUUCUGCUGUGAUAUCCAGUCUCAAUUCUGCCUACUUAUCCUUAUCCUGCAUGGCUUGGAUCUGGAAUCUGUUAUCACUGGCCUAUGCUUGGUGUUUGCUUCAGGAGUCUCAGGGAUUCACACACUUGGACUUUACUUGGCUGCAUCUGCCAAACAAUCUAGUCUGCAUUUUGGUUAGCUGGAGACCAACCAGGAUUUUUCUGAUUAUAUCUUCUUCUGAAAAAAAGGAUGCAUGACAUAGAAAGAAGGUCUAAGUGCCUGUCUGAGACUAUUUUACCAAACCUGGGAUAAAUGUUACUUCUCAAAGGUCAACUCUGCUGUAUAUAAAAACAUGCAGUAGAAGUGUGAGGACCUUGUCAAAUGUCAUCUGAAGAAAUGGAAGGCACUAAAAAAGCUAGGGAAGGGAAGGGAGUGAGGGGGAUGGAGGGGCAGAAGGCAGCCACUUCUGUGCUCACUGUCACAGAGGCUGGUAUUUUUGGUAAGGUGAUGACACUGAUGAUGGACAUCCAAAAUUGGCAAGAUGGACAUGCGGGUGAUGGAGUACACAAACAGGUACUGUUGCGUGAUUUACCAUGGAAAAAUUGUUCUGCAGCAUCCUGGUGUUUGGAAUGGCUGUCACGGUCAACGCUUGUCCCAAAUAUUGUGUCUGUCAGAACCUGUCUGAGUCACUGGGGACUUUGUGUCCCUCCAAAGGUCUCCUGUUUGUACCACUAGACAUAGAUCGAAGGACUGUUGAACUUCGACUCGGGGGCAACUUUAUUAUUAAUAUCAGCCGGCAGGAUUUUGCCAAUAUGUCUGGGCUCGUUGACCUCACCUUAUCCAGAAACACAAUCAGUUACAUACAGCCCUACUCUUUCACUGACUUGGAGAGCCUUCGGUCUUUACAUCUGGACAGCAACAGGCUGCCUGACAUUGGAGAGGAUAUCUUGAGAGGCUUAAUUAACCUUCAGCACUUGAUUUUAAACAACAACCAGCUAAGCAGCAUCUCUGAUGAAGCCUUUGAGGAUUUUUUGCUGACAUUGGAAGACUUAGACCUUUCCUAUAAUAACCUCCGAAGCAUUCCCUGGGAAUCUAUAAGAAAGAUGAUAAAUUUGCACCAGCUCAGUUUGGAUCAUAACCUGAUAGAUUAUAUUACAGAGGGGACGUUUGCAGAUCUUCAGAAAUUGGCCAGGUUGGAUCUAACAUCCAACAGACUUCAGAAACUUCCCCCUGAUCCUAUCUUUGCCAGAUCUCAAGUAAUUCCAUUAGCUGUUACCCCAUUUUCUCCACCUUUAUCUCUCAGCUUCGGGGGUAACCCCCUGCACUGCAACUGUGAGCUGCUGUGGUUAAGGCGACUUGACAGGGAUGAUGAUAUGGAAACCUGUGCUUCUCCUCCAGGUCUAAAGGGAAGGUACUUUUGGUAUGUACGGGAGGAAGAAUUUGUCUGUGAGCCUCCUCUUAUCACACAGCAUACUCACAAGUUGCUUGUUUUAGAAGGGCAAACAGCCACACUGAAAUGCAAAGCCAUUGGGGAUCCCACCCCCAUAAUUCACUGGGUGGCCCCUGAUGACCGCCUCAUUGGGAACUCUUCGAGGACAUCCGUUUAUGACAACGGCACCUUAGAUAUUCUCAUCACCACAUCCAAGGAUUAUGGGACUUUCACAUGUAUAGCAGCCAAUGCCGCCGGAGAGUCCACCGCAACGAUCGAGCUCUCAAUUGUUCAGCUCCCUCACCUCAGCAAUGGCACAGGCCGAGCAGCCCCACCAAAAUCCAGGCUCUCAGACAUCACCAGCUCCAGCAAGUCUAACCGAGGGGAAACAAAAGGCCCACCAGAAAGGGCUGUCCUGGUGUCAGAGGUGACCACUACCUCAGCUUUGGUGAAGUGGACAGUGAGCAAGUCAGCCCCUCGGGUAAAAAUGUAUCAGCUGCAGUAUAAUUGUUCAGAUGAUGAAGUCCUGAUCUACAGGAUGAUUCCUGCUACAAACAAAGCCUUUGUCGUAAACAACCUUGUUUCUGGAACAGGCUAUGACCUCUGUGUCCUGGCAAUGUGGGAUGACACGGCCACGACCCUUACUGCCACCAAUAUUGUGGGAUGUGCCCAGUUCUUCACCAAAGAAGACUACCCUCAGUGCCAGUCGAUGCACAGCCAGUUCCUGGGUGGUACCAUGAUUCUCAUCAUUGGAGGCAUCAUUGUGGCGACUCUGCUGGUGUUCAUCGUAAUACUCAUGGUACGCUACAAGGUCUGCAACAAUUCCCAGGGGAAGAUGUCCAACGUCAGCAAUGUCUACUCACAGACAAAUGGAGCACAACCAGUUCAGAAUGGAGUCCUGCCCCAAGUCAACCCCAAAGUGGUGGUGAGAAACGAACUUAUGGAGUUUAAUUGUGAGUCUGUGCGGAGCAGCAUCUCCUCUUCUUCCAGCUCUCUGAAUAGCCGUGACUGUGAUAACUAUAGCCUCCAAAGUGAACAGGGCACAUUGUCCAGUAAGUGGAGGCCCCCCUCCAGGUCAAAACACAAUAUUGACCGGCUAAUGGGAGCUUUUGCCUCCCUGGAACUGAAAUGUCAGAAAAAGGAGGAGACGACAGACUCCAGAACUUCCACUGUGGCUCGUCACUCGGACAAAGAGCCACUGCUGGGCCAGCCGGAGUCCAAAUUUCGCAGCCUCCUCAUGUUGCCUCUGGAGGGCAAAACUAAACGUAGCCAUUCUUUUGACAUGGGAGACUUUGCCACAUCUCAGUGUUGCACCUACCCCAAAAAGAUAACAAACAUUUGGACAAAGAGGAGCCUCUCAGUGAAUGGCAUGCUUUUACAGUAUGAUGACAAUGACCUAACAGGGGCAAAAGGGACUUAUGGGAGUUCAGAGUGGGUAAUGGAAAGCACGGUGUAAAUAUCAGCGUCUCCCCCCAUCUUCUCCCCUCAUGUGUUAUAAAGUGUGGUUUGCUGCAGAGCCAUGCAUUUGGAAGGAGAGGGGAGUAAAUGUUUUCAGAUGCACUGGCCAAUAAGAAAGGUAAAAAUAAUAAUAAUAAUAAUAGGGAUGCUCAAGGAGAAAGAAGGUCCUGAAAUGUGAAUAGGCACGCAUGGCACUAUUCUUGUCUGGACCCAACUGAACCAUGUGUGAUUGUUUCAAGGAUUUUACUAGUUAUAUUUAGCAUUGCUUUCCAAAAGUUUCUCAGACUCUUGGUGAACUGUCAAACAAGAUUAACCAAGGAGGAUGAAAAGGGGUUCAACAACAUAAAUUUAGUUUUAAAGAUUUUUGUUUGUUUGUUUGUUUUUGUUUUUGAGGGGUGGUCUUUUUCUUUUUUCUUUUUUUUUUUUUUUUUUAAGGGCACCUUUUCCUUUUCUUUCAUUCACAGAGAGGAGCUUCUGUGGAUGUAAGACUGGUGUUAGACUUCAUCUGUUUUUUACUGAAAGUGAUUUUCUCAGAAGUGCAGGCAGGACAUCCACAGGGACAGAUCAGAGCAAAUUGUUCAUCUUAAUCUCAUAGUGUUAACUAUGACAGAUUGGAAAAUAACAGUACUUGUUGAGUGGGCUUUUGGUUGGGUUUUAGUAUUUUUUUUUUUAAAUUUUGUUUUGUUUUUCCUUGUUACUGCUUUUGAGUUGAUUUAGUUUUGUUUAGUUCUGUUCUGUUUUCUUCCCUGACAGUGUUUUUCCCUGCAUUUUUGUUUUUGUCUUCAGUUUCUUAACAAAUCCCCUAGAUUAAAAGGAGGAUAUGUACAGAGAUCAAAUUUCUGAAGUACUGUAUAACCCACCUCCAAUACCGCCAAAAAAAAAAAAAAAAAAAAAAAAAAAAAAAAGUGGAAAUCCAGGAGCUAAUAAAUUUUAAAAAAUCAUUCCUUCUUCCAUCUUCUUCAUAGUCUUGGCUUCUCAGUGCUUAAAGUGGAUUGCAACAGCUAUUGAUAUUUGUGGGGAUUUUGCUAUCAAAGAUGGGGAAAAUAGAUACGAAGAUUUCAUAUUAAAGGAAAAAAGGGAAAACCAAAGUGUCUCCCAUGAACAGUCUACAUUAUGAAUACAAUUGCUUCUGGCAAUGGU